UAAGGUAUAGUCCUUGGUGUGAUAAAAUACCAAGCCAUAAUAUACAAAAUAUAUUGAAUAAUAUUGUGUUAACAUAAACAUAAGUAUUAAGUAAAGGUGUAAGUGGUAAAUGGGUAAUAAAGUCAGAUUGAAGCAUCAGGGAUAAGAGAAGAACCAAUACAGAGAAAGUAUUAUUUAAACCGUACUCUGAUUUUACAAUGCACAGAAAUGAUUAUCAUAGUUAAACAUUACAAUACACAGGCCUUUUGUAAAAUGUAAUAUAAACGCAUAAGUAGUUAAAAGAACUAAACCAAAUAUUUUAUACUUGCACUUUUAAACCAUUCCGUCUCUGCUGAGUUCUGUGCGUAGUUGGUUUGUUUAGCUCCUGUAUAUUUUUAAAUUUGUUGUAAUGUUUCCCCCCAAUAAGUGGUCAUUGUGCAGUGGCAGUGCUGUAUUUCGACUCUAAGUGCCGCUGUCCAACCUCUGUAGCCAUAUUCUUGCGUUCUCUCUCUUCAACAAAGGCAAAAGCAAAGGGAUAAUUCAGACACAACAUAAACGGCAACACUGGAUGGUAGAUAACAGACCGAAAAUCGCUUUCCGUCUCCAGGUUUUUGAAGUAUAGGCUUAUCAAUCUCCAUUUGGACUAAAUCAUCAUCUAAUAUUUAUCGUACAUUUUGCUUUGUCUACCUCUGCUCAAUCUUUGUUUCGCAAAAAAAUGGAGUCAAGAAGAAAAGGUUGGGUGAAUGGUUGGCUACUACAUACAUUAUGUGUUCUUUCUUUACUUGCCGCUGAAGUGACCGGACAGAUUCGUUAUUCUAUACCUGAGGAAAUGUCUGUGGGAUCGAUUGUUGGAAAUAUCGCCUCGGAUCUUGGACUUGAAUCGAAAAGACUGAUUUCAGGAAAAGCGCGUGUGUUCACCGCGGAAAGCAGUGAGUACAUUGGACUGGACAAGGAGAACGGACAUCUGAUUAUUAAGAGUAAAAUAGACAGAGAGGAAUUAUGUGGAGAGAUAUCCGCGUGUAGUGUCAGUUUUAAUGUUAUUUUGGAUAACCCGAUGGAGCUUUAUCGAGUUACAGUUGACAUACAAGACAUCAAUGACAAUAGUCCUGCGUUUCCGAAAUCAAAAAUAGAAAAAAAUAUAAGUGAAUUAGCGGUACCAGGUGCUCGCUUUCUGUUAGAGAGCGCAAUAGAUCCAGACGUGGGAGUGAAUACACUCCAGAAAUAUACUCUUUACCCCACCGAUCAUUUUAAACUGAAUGUUCAGAAUGCUGAAGAUGGUAGCAAAAACGUCGAGAUGAUUCUUCAUUCUCCAUUGGAUAGAGAAAAAGAAAAACAUCAUCAGUUAAUUUUAACAGCUUUCGAUGGUGGAAAACCACAAAGGUCCGCAACUGUGCAGAUAAAUAUUGUUGUUCUUGAUGUAAAUGAUAAUGCGCCUGUGUUUAGCCAAUCGUCUUAUAAGACAUCAGUUAUUGAAAAUGCUGCCAAAGGUUCAGUCGUGACAACAGUAAGUGCGACAGAUGCUGACGAGUCGAGUCACAAUAUACAGUAUUAUUUUGAGCACGCGACCUCUACAAUAAAAGCUUUGUUUUUCAUUGACGCGGAUUCAGGCGAGGUUAAAGUCAUAGGUGACAUCGAUUACGAAAAACACAAGCAGUUCAAAAUCAAAGUCAAUGCUAAAGAUCACGGAGAUUUGACGGACUCAAGUGAAAUAUUUAUUGAUGUAAUUGAUGUAAAUGAUAAUAUACCAAAAAUUACUAUAAUGUCUUAUUCAGGUGCAGUGUCUGAAGAUGCAGCGGCUGGCACUGUAAUAGCAAUGUUAAAUGUUCAAGAUCUAGAUUCAGGUGACAACAGUAAGGUUUCAUGCUCUAUUGAUCUAAACUCUCCAUUUAAAAUCGUUUCAUCAUUAACUAAUCAUUACAAUCUGGUGACAGACUCAGAAUUAGACAGGGAACAGAUAGCAGAGUAUAAUAUCACUAUAACUGCUGUUGAUGGAGGUAAUCCACCUCUUUCAAGUAAAGAGAUUUUGAAACUGAAGAUAUCUGAUGUUAAUGAUCAUGCACCUCAGUUUGAGCAGGAAUCAUAUAAUGCUUUUAUAUCUGAAAAUAAUCCUCCAUCUACAACUAUACUAUCUGUCAAAGCAGAAGACAUGGACUGGGGGCCAAAUGCUAAAAUUUCAUAUUUUCUUAUUGAUGGAGAUUUAAAUGGAUCACCACUGACAUCUUACAUUUCUAUAAAUUCUGAGACUGGUGUGAUCUAUGCAGAAAAAUCAUUUGAUUAUGAACAAUUGAAAUCUUUUAAAAUAAAAGUGAAAGCUCAAGAUGGGGGCUUACCGCCUUUAUCCAACAACGUCACUCUUAACAUCUUCAUUCAAGAUCAGAAUGACAACGCACCGCAGAUUCUGUAUCCUGUACAAACUGGUGGUUCUGUGGUGGCUGAGAUUGUGCCUCGUUCAGCAGAUGUUGGUUAUCUGGUCACUAAAGUUGUAGCUGUUGAUGUGGAUUCUGGACAGAAUGCCUGGCUCUCCUAUAAACUACAGAAAACUACAGACAGAGCGCUGUUUGAAGUGGGUUUACAGAAUGGAGAAAUAAGAACUGUGCGACAAGUGACUGAUAAAGAUGCUGUGAAACAAAAACUCACUGUUGUUGUUGAAGAUAACGGACAGCCCUCACGCUCAGCUGUGGUCACCAUUAAUGUGGCAGUUGCUGAUCAUUUUCCUGAAGUGCUUUCAGAAUUCACAGACUCUACACAUGACAAGGAAUAUAACAACGAUCUGACUUUUUAUUUAAUUUUGGCUCUUGCUGUAGUGUCACUGCUCUUUAUAGUCUCCAUUAUUGCAAUAAUUUCAGUGAAAAUCUACAGAUGGAGGCAAAAUAGGAUAUUUCAUAAAUCCGGAGCAAAUCUACCUGUGAUUCCAUAUUACCCACCAGUUUAUGCGGAUGGCACAUUACAGCAAGUGUAUAAUUAUGAAAUGUGCGGGACCACUGACUCAAGGAUGAGUGACGUGAAGUUUGUCAGGCCCUACAGUCAGAACACACUGGUGAGCCAAAGCUGUUUGGGGACAGUUCAGAGAGAAAAGCAGGAACAGGAGAAUCAUGACCUGACUUUAGAGGUGAGAGCUUACAGUGUUCUUUGUUUGAGAAUAUAA
Messenger RNA from Triplophysa dalaica, 3124 nucleotides. RefSeq names its product protocadherin gamma-A3-like. Gene Ontology annotation, biological process: homophilic cell-cell adhesion. The record is from RefSeq and is a predicted model, not a curated record. Gene Ontology annotation, molecular function: calcium ion binding. Gene Ontology annotation, cellular component: plasma membrane. NCBI's taxonomy places the organism in Eukaryota, Metazoa, Chordata, Actinopteri, Cypriniformes, Nemacheilidae.